Molecule: messenger RNA, 2470 nt
Organism: Salarias fasciatus (jewelled blenny)
Lineage: Eukaryota; Metazoa; Chordata; Actinopteri; Blenniiformes; Blenniidae
Product: E3 ubiquitin-protein ligase ZFP91-like
Exons: 7
Coding region: 279-1667 (462 amino acids)
Biological process (GO): regulation of transcription by RNA polymerase II
Cellular component (GO): nucleus
Molecular function (GO): transcription coregulator activity
Source: RefSeq, a predicted model, not a curated record
GGAGACGCGUCCCGUCGGUCAGACUUGAGGUUUGCUACAGCUUUAAGAAGUAAUAAAUAAAGCGUUGCGCUUGUAUAAUGACGUUCCUCUUGGAAUAUAACUUUUCCAACUAAAACGAUGUGAAUGGUGAAUGCUUCUGAUGCUGGGAGACUGACUUUUAGCCAGACUCGUUGAUCUUGGUCCGGUUUGGGCCUGCUUCGUUAGACUGUCUAUAUUAAUACCUACAUUGCCUCAGCUAAUGAUUAAAGUCUACACGGGGAACAGCGGUCCAAAGCAGCAUGGACUCUGGGGGGAAGGAGCUUUCAGCUGUGCGUGUUGACAACACGGCGGCCGUCAACUCAUCCCCGGACUGGACUGACGCGUCCAGCGGGAGGAGAGGAAGUCGAAGGCGGUUGAGAACUGCGGUGACCCCCGCUGUCUCCUGCGCCUCCCAGUCUGGCGCUAAACGUGUUUUACGAGCCAGGACAGUUGUACCCGACGGGGGCAAUGACUCACAGGACGCCACUCGCAAGAAAAGCCCUCGCUGCGGUGGAGGGACUGCAGGAUCACGCAGCGGAAAGGCACCUGUCACGCAUGGAAAGUCGAGGUGUCGCGCGUCAUUACCACAAACGGAGGUCAAGAAAGAGGAGUCUGACCAGGAGGAGGAAGAAAAGCGCACUGAGAAAGAGGGCAGCCCCCAGGCUGUAGUGCAAAGUGAGGAUGCAGUGGGUGAUAACGCACAGACAAACAGGAAGCGAAACCAGCGAGAUGAUAAAGCUCCUCGGCAGCCAAAACGAAGACAAAAGCCACCGGUUCAGUACGUCCGCUGUGAAAUGGAAGGCUGCGGGACGAUCCUGGCACACCCACGCUACCUGCAGCAUCAUAUUAAAUACCAGCACCUGCUGAAGAAGAGGUACGUGUGUGACCAUCCGUCGUGUGGCCGCUUGUUCCGUCUGCAGAAGCAGCUGCUGCGCCAUGCUAAACACCACACAGAUCAGAGGGAUUACAUCUGUGAGUACUGCGCCCGCGCGUUCAAGAGCUCGUACAACCUGGCUGUGCACAGGAUGAUUCACACCGGAGAGAAGCCAAUACAGUGUGAGAUCUGCGGCUUCACCUGCCGUCAGAAGGCGUCUUUGAACUGGCACAUGAAGAAACACGAUGUGGAAGCUUCCUACCAGUUCCCUUGCUCGAUCUGUGGGAAGAAGUUUGAGAAGAAGGACUCCGUUGUUGCCCACAAGGCAAAGAUCCACCCCAAGGUGCUCAUAGCUGAAGCCAUGGCGGCGAACGGCGGCUUGGUAAUAAGCGCUUCGGUCGCCCGGCCGGUCAGCCAGGAGAGCCAGGAGCUGCAGAAAGACUCGGAAUGCACGCUCGCUCCCCUGCAGCAGGUGGCGCUGCCUUUUGCCCCACAGGAGCAGUUCCUCCAAUCGCCCUUGCAGGUGGCGAGCCAGCAGCUCGCUGCCGCCCCGCCGGCUCACCUUUACUCCGACCCUCCCGGGCUCACCCAGCUCUCCCCGGUCUCACCCUCAGAGGGCACGCAGACACCCGGGGAGGCCGUGCCGUGGGACGGGGUCAUGGUGGGCCAAGAUCCUCGGCACGCAGGGGACCUUCUGUGGGAGGGGAGCGAAGAGAGGAGGAAGGAAAAUGACGCCAUUGUUUGGGAGCAGGAGGGAGAGAGACUGAUCCUCUGAUAGUGAAAUACUUUGAUAUACAGCCACAGAAUGAACUGAAAUAGAAUUAUAUACUACAUUUUGUUUCAGGGAACAACAAAAAUGCUAAGGUGAUGUUGAAAUUUGAAGUAAUGAAAGUUUUUGUUCAUUUCAUCACAGGAGUCACGUAAAAUGCAGCAAAGCUACUUUAUAUCAGGGAGUGUUUUUUUUUUUUUUUUUAACACAGCUUACAUUCCCUUAUUGAACCACUUAAUCAUUUACUUAAUAGAGGUGCAUCAUGUAGUAUCGACACGCUCACUCUCAGGGCUCUUCCAGAUGUUGGAAAGUUUUGUUCUCAACUGCACAAAAUGUAACUUUAGCUACUCAGAGCAGACUGUCUACAUGUCUUUGGUUUGUCACUGUUAUGAAGUCAGUUGUAUUAUAUUCAAGUAUAUAUGUCAAAAAGAUUUGUUAAAAAGCAAUGCUGUGAUAUAAAAUCGACAGUGACUGAGGUUAUAAUCUUUAUUUAACAGCCUGUUUUCAGAUUAUCUCAUUAAAGUAUUUAUAUUUCACCAUGGAAAACCUGUUUUUUCACCCAGUCUCUCAGGUACCUUAUUGAAACAUAUUAUGGUAUUUUUAUGUACAAUUGCUCAUUUUUAAAAUUUAAACGAAAGCAGGAUGCUAUGAUUUGUGAAUCUCUUUAUCCCUUAUUUAACUUCAAAUAAAUGGGAUGUUGUGAGUAUUUUAUCAUUUCAUUAGAGGCAUUUGUUGUUGAUUUUCAUUUAUCCAGUAUGUAGCCUUGCAGCCCAGUUUUGAUUUUUGUGACCACAAUUCAUUACAAUAUU